Molecule: messenger RNA, 5493 nt
Organism: Tachysurus fulvidraco (yellow catfish)
Lineage: Eukaryota; Metazoa; Chordata; Actinopteri; Siluriformes; Bagridae
Product: F-BAR and double SH3 domains protein 2
Exons: 21
Coding region: 236-2623 (795 amino acids)
Biological process (GO): regulation of actin filament polymerization; neuromuscular synaptic transmission
Cellular component (GO): recycling endosome; neuromuscular junction
Molecular function (GO): protein binding
Source: RefSeq, a predicted model, not a curated record
UCGCUAUUGUAUCUCGUAUUUAGCGGAAAGCCUGCAGCAUUUUUUCUCCAUAACGUUCUCCUCUAUUCUCUCCCUGUGUUUGUGAAGAGCGAAGCUGAGCUGUUCUUUCAUGGCUGCACGAGCGCUGAUCUGAUCUGAUUUUCCACGUUUUUCUGGUGGAUUUCAUUUAUUUUCCAUUUCUCUCUUUGGACUUCACUAUUUUGGACUUGCGCUUUCUUCAUGUCCAUGUUGAGCCAUGCAGCCUCCGCCGAGAAAGGUCAAAGUCACGCAGGAGCUGAAGACCAUUCACACAGAGCAGCUCACCAGACUGCACUAUAAACACCAGACUGAAUGCGACUUACUGGAAGACAUGAGGACAUACAGUCAGAAGAAGGCAACACUGGAGAGGGAGUAUGCACAGGCUCUGCAGAAGCUGGCCAAUCAGUAUUUGAAGAGAGACUGGCCUGGCAUCAAACCAGAUGACCAGAGAAAUGACUACAGCCUUGCUAGAGAAUGUGGAAAAGCUUUGCAGACUGACUUCCUCUGCUGCAGGAAUGUGUACGGGGUGUGGAGGGCAUAUCUAGAGGGCACAGUGGAGGUCAACCAGACUCGACUUUACAUUUGUGACAACUACAAGAACGAGAUCUCGGACCCUGCCAAAACUGUACGCCUUUACAAAGAGCAGCAGCUCAAGAAGUGCAUCGAACAAUUGGGCCGGAUCCAGGCUGAACUCCAAGACUCUGUGAAGGACCUGGCAAAAUCCAAGAAGAAGUACUUUGAGCUGGAGCAGAUGGCUCAGGCCGUCCGGGAAAAAGCAGACAUCGAGGCCAAGUCAAAGCUGGGCCUGUUUCAGUCCAGGAUUAGUUUACAGAAAGCAAGUGUCAAGCUCAAAGCCAAGAGGAGUGAUUGCAACUCCAAAGCCACCCAUGCCAGAAACGAAUACCUUCUUACACUUGCAGCGGCCAACGCACAUCAGGACCGCUACUACCAGGCCGAUCUGUCCAGUUGUAUCAAGGCUCUGGAUGGAAGUGUGUACGAACACGUGAAGGAUUAUCUGAUGUCUUUUUGCCGGACAGAGUUGGAAGCAUUCCAGGCCGUUCACAACACUUUCCAAUUUCUGCUGGACAAGUCCAGUCGAGUCGGGCAGGACUUCAAUCAGCAGCUGUUUCUUCAGGAGAACCCCGUUUUCCACAAAGCACAGGACUUUCAGUUCCAACCAUGUGACAGUGACACAACUAUGAGCUCCGUGCAGCAGUUGGUGGACAUUGAGCCAUCGGCAGUCAGUGUGAUGAGAAUGACCUUGGCCCAGAGCCGGCAACUGGAGUCGGAGACUGGCACCACGGAGGAGCACAGCCUCAACAAAGAGGCCAGGAAAUGGGCGACACGUGUAGCCCGAGAGCACAAAAAUAUCAUUCACUAUAAACGGGCACUAGAGGAGUGCGAGAGACAGGGAACUCCUCCUACAGAACAGAGCCGCAACGACCUCGAGUUCAAAAUAGAGGAGGCCAGAGAGCACAUUCGUAAAGCUGAGACUGUGAAGCUAAAAGCAGAGGCUCGACUGGACCUGCUCAGGCAGGUCGGCGUUUCCGUGGAUACGUGGCUAAAGAGCGCCAUGAACCAAGUAAUGGAGGAGCUGGAGAACGAGCGCUGGGCAUCACUGCCCACCCUCACUACCCAUGAUCCCACACUUUCAACCACGGUGGACUUGGACCGAGACGAAGGAGAGGAACUGGAGGAGAACAUGGAGCAAUUUGAUGAUAGCAGCUCUAGUCCCUCAGGAACACUGAGGAACUAUCCACUCACCUGUAAAGUUCUUUACUCUUACAAGGCAUCUCAGCCGGACGAGCUGACCAUCGAUGAGCAUGAGAUGCUGGAGGUCAUAGAGGAUGGAGACAUGGAAGAUUGGGUCAAAGCACGGAAUAAGGCGGGUCAUGUAGGCUAUGUACCUGAGAAGUACCUGCAGUUCCCCUCCUCCAACAGCAUACUGAGCAUGCUCCAAUCGCUCACUGCCUUGGACUCACGCUCACACACAUCAAGUAACUCCACUGACCCUGAGCUGGCCUCAGGCAGCAUUAACGGUGACGCCAGUAUGAGUUUUGCAAAGGCCAUAUACGACUAUGAAGGCCAGACAGAUGAUGAGUUGUCCUUCCCAGAGGGUGCCGUUAUCCGUAUCCUUAAUAAAGACAAUCAGGAGGAUGAUGGAUUCUGGGAAGGCGAGUUUAACGGACGAGUAGGAGUCUUUCCAUCAGUCCUGGUGGAGGAUCUGACCGCAGAAAACGGAGACGCACACUGGGCUUUGGAUACUCAGGUGUCAUCGUGUGUGAAACUACAGUCAUCUUUGCCUCCUUUACCCCUCUACGAUCAACCCCCCUGCACUCUGGACUGUACCCCCACCCUCAACCUGCCCCGCUCACCAUCCGUCAACGGAGAGCACAAGCAACCUGGCUUGCACAAAGCCCUGACACACAAUCACAGUUCUGGUGUGAGUCCAGAAAGUCCAGGCUUUCCCCAACCACCGAGAUUCACACCUGAUGCAUCUGGCUCGGGAAAACUGCGACCUGUCCGUGCUGCUCCGCCUCCUCCAAAACAACACUCUCGCAGACAAGUGGACAAAACAGAGGAAGUAGAGAUCACGCUUGUCUAACAGCAACGCUCUUUUCUUUAGAGGACUCAUCUACAUUUGACCUCAAGUUCCUACUGGCUUCAGUGGGGUUGGGCUUUCUACCCACCCCUCCAGCACUCUGAACAAGGUGGACUGCAUUUCAAAGACUCCUCCCUGCUAAUCCUGGAAGCACCUCUUAUGGCGUCACAGACUGUUUGGUGCCUUUUAACCCUUUUCAUGCCAAAACCAGUCAUUGUGUUUGUAUUUGUAAAGCCAAAAUUUUGUAGCAUUCCCAGUUACAAAUGCUGUGCUCUACAAAUUUAAGAUGGCAGAAAUAUAAAAAGUAAUAAAGCCUGGUUGGUUAACUUGCACAUAUAUCUGUCCAGCAGGCUCUUCAACAGCAGCAAAUGCAAUAUCCAGAGGUUACUGAGGGAUUUACAGGGGCAUGUUUGGUGUACAGUGGGUGUGGGUGAUUAAGUUUGCCCCGUCUUCAGCCACGCGUAGUCCUACCAUACGUAUUUAAUGUUGUAUUAGUACAGUACAUUACUGUUGUCAUAGGAAUGUUCAGAAUAUGUGCAACAUUUCUUCAUAUAUUGUAACAGUGGAUGCUUUUUUAAAUAUAAAGGAACAAUUGAGGAUAAAGGCAGUUGUGUAUAAAAGGGUAAACUGGUGAGGUAGGAAGGGGUAAAAGGAAGUUCAAGAGAAUGAGGGCUGGAUCCUUCAUUUUCUUUUUCCUCACCUGUCGCUCCUCUAGCCAACACAGUACUCCUACAUAUUGUGUUAAUCCGAGUACAGUACUAAUUACAUCAAUAACAGCCUCUCAGCUCGUCCUGAAGAAGACUGCCAUUUGUACGUAUUAACUAAUAUUUAGUCGUCAAAAGGAAGACAGUGAAUGGAGGGUUUUUUGGGGGGGGUUUUGGCAUGUGUUGUCCCUGGGGCGAGCCUUCAGCCCGUUAUCAUGUGGUCUAAACUGUUUGCAAAUGCCAAUCAAUAUUGCAAGCAUUAUUUAAAGUGCUUCAUUUUUCUUCCUAAUUCUUAUCUUUCUCAUCACAAUAGCACCGCCUCAAUCUAAUGGAGUGUGUUGGCAGAUGGGUCCUGGCCAUUUCAUACUAAUUAGCAUCCUAAGUGCUUUUUCUUUUGUACAAGGAGAAGCUAUUUUUUCUAUUUUUCAUACAUUGAAUAGUAUUGUUCUUCUAGAAAAAUCAUAAUUCAUUCAAAUCAGAUGGUCAGUUCCCAUUUCAUUCUGAAGUACUGAAUGCCUAUCAUUAUUAUUAUUAUUAUUAUUAUUAUUUCAAUUAUUAUCAGCUUAUAUCUGUAUUAUUAACCAUAUCUUAACUAGGCAUGUGCUGAAUUUCUUUUUAAGUAAUAACAUUUGCCUGACCUCCAUUAUUGCAUAUAUACUACAUAAUAUGUCCACUAUGUUUCUCACACUUUCACAUAUGGGGGGGAAAAAAAACAUUUUUAUAGCAUCACAAAAGGUACUCCUUUAAAUCCAUGUUUGGAAAUCUUAAAACAGGAAGAAAGAAGUAACUGGCGUUUGCAUGUACUUUCAAAUAAUUUGUUAGUCAGCCAGAUGACGGACUAACCUGACAAAAUUUCUGUAAGGAUUUUGAAAUCAUAUCCAUGAAAGUUCACAGUAAUCACAGCUAAUGCUAGUUGGCUGAGUAAAUAUGAGCUAACCUGACUGGAGUUCUGAGAGGAUUUUGAAUUCAUAUCAAUAGAUAUUCACCAUAUUCACAUCUAAAACUAGUUAGCUGGUAUAAUAAGAACUAUUCUGACUGAAAUUAUUGAAUUCAUAUCCAAAAAUGUCCACAGUAUUCAUAUGUAGCACUUGUUAGCUGGCUAAGAGCUAACCUGACAGGAUUUCUUCUGUGAAGUUCAUAAGCAUUCAAACUAUUUCCAUACUAGCUGGCAAAAUAUGCUAACUUGACAGGAUGUCUGAGAAAGCCUUACCUUUUUGAGUGCAAUCAUAAAACAAAUUUUGUGGACCAGGUAUGCACUCAGAAACAUUCUGUUCAGAAUCAUAUCUUUGAUUGUGGCCUGCUUUUCUAAAAAUGACACAAUACUCUUUUACGUUUAACCAAGGUAUCAGCACAUGCCUAUGUUCAACGGCAUAGAGCGAAUCUCAGCACUUUUCCAAAGCUGUAUGGCUUUUUACCUGACUUUUAGUCUGCAUCCCAUCAAAGGACCCUUGUGUAGCAUAGCUGCCUAAAUAUGUGUGUGGGUUUUUGUUUUGUUCUGUUUUGUUUUUAAAUUCAGUGUUUUAUACCCUAGUGGUUUUGUCUGCUAAAGACUUCUGUCCUGCUAUUUAUUCUUUUCCUCCAGGAGUAAGAAAUCACCCAUUUUCUAGAGAUUAGUAUUACUGGUGUUAUAACAAUAAAAUAAUGUCACCUUAAGUAAAGUUAACAAUGUCACCUUGAAAAUGGUGCAUGUAAAGAUUUUUUUUAUUAUUUUUUCUUUUUUUUUUUUUGGGGGGGGGGUCAGAUAUGUGUAGGUUUUGGAGUUUCUUUCAGUAGAGUGGACAAAUUAGGCAUAUCUGCCCUUAUGUCUUUUUGUUGCAGCCUGUUUUUGUGUUGAUCUCAUUGAGAUCUUUUAAAUGUUAUCAAACUUGUUUUGAAGUUUAUGGCCCAUCAUUUCAGAAAGAUCCUCUCAGAGAUUGGCUUUUUUUUUUCUUCUUUCCCAGUUUCCUUUAAAACAGUUUUUGCUUCAUCCACAUACACGUCAUUUUAUUUUUAAAUGCCUUUUAUUUUAUUUGAAAGACAAUGCUAGAAAAAGAUGAUGUAAUAUCAUUGAACUGUUGCUGAAGUGGAAGUAACAGAACAGGUCAAGACAUUUCUUUCUGCAUAUUAAUAGCUGUAAAGUAAUUUGUAUUUAUUGUGUACAAAUGUUAAAUAAAAAAAAUGAGAAAAUUA